AUGGCCACUCGAUCCACCACAGAGCCUGAGCGAGCUGCUGCUGAAGCAGCUCGCGUACGAAAGGAGGAGAUCGCCGAGAUGAUCAACAAGGCCAUGGAGAAGGUUGACUGGUCAGAAGUCCUCCCAUGGGAAGAGAUGAUCAGCGACGUGACAACACCGAUUGUUAAAGCUCAAGACAAACAGAACCAGAAGCUUGAGGAGUUCAUUACCAACCUCAAGGACGGCCUGGAGUCCUCCGACAAGAAGCACUCUGCCAGAUUUGAGCAGCUCAAGCUCACCAUCGAGUCUGACAAGCUGGCGAAGAAGGAGAUCGAUGACCAGGUCGUCCAGAUGAUGAACCUCCAAGGCCAAAUUCUACCUCUGUUAGAAGCAAACGGGAUCAAGAAGGCCCAACCAACCCAGCAAGAUGAUGCCUUCCCAUUCUCAACAGUACCGUCGGACGAUUUCAAGAAUGAACGCCUUGCCAACGGCCGACUCAACCUCCAACGAUUGCCAUACAACUCAUCGUUCAAGAACCUUCAGGAGAAACGAGUCAAGUCGGCAUGGAAUGAAGCAGUACUUCAGGAUGAAGCAGACACCUUCUAG
This is a messenger RNA of Anthostomella pinea, 585 nucleotides long. NCBI's taxonomy places the organism in Eukaryota, Fungi, Ascomycota, Sordariomycetes, Xylariales, Xylariaceae. The record is from the annotation of a GenBank genome assembly.